UCUUUGGUCAUCUUGCAUCAUCGUUUGGUUCUACUCGGCUAUUUCUCUCUCUCAUCUUGGCCGUGGUCUACUCCUCUUUCGGCAAAGGGCAAAAGAGAUGGCGACGGCGGAUCGGAUUGUCGGGGUAGCGGUGGAUUUCUCGGUUUGCAGCAAAGCGGCGCUCCGGUGGGCGGUCGAAAACAUCGUCCGCCCCGGCGACCACCUCAUCCUCAUCAACGUCCAGAAGGAGGUUCUCUACGAGGAGGGCGAGAUGCAGCUCUGGGAAGCCACCGGAUCCCCACUUAUCCCACUAGUUGAGUUAUCUGAUCCUGGUAUUGCAAAAAAGUAUGGGGUGAAACCUGAUGCUGAGACCUUGGAUAUACUCAAUACUGUAGCCAGGCAGAAGGAGAUUGUUGUUGUCAUGAAGAUCUACUGGGGAGAUGCUCGUGAAAAGAUUUGUGAAGCAAUUGAGAAUAUUCCAUUGUGCUGUCUAAUCAUUGGGAAUAGAGGGCUCAGCAAGAUUAAGAGGGUACUGCUCGGGAGUGUCAGUAACUACGUGGUGAAUAAUGGUACCUGUCCGGUCACAGUUGUCAAGUGUGCUGAACAUGAAGGCUAGAUACUUUCCUCUGUUCUUUUGGAUUGUAGUGUCAUAGUUGUAGCUCAGUCUGGUGGAGCUUUAAUUUCAUAGAUAGCUCAGAAUUUUCUUCCUUAAAUAAGAGCUUGAUUUCUGGUCUAUGCCAUGGACUUAUGUUUGAUGAGGAAUUUGUAUGUUGUAACUUAUGAACGUAUAUAACUGUUGUAUGUGUUGGGUAUUUUGGCUGACUGUUGUUUUGAGUAUCUGUUCAAAAAGUUUUUAGUUCUUUCUGAUUAUCUCCAUGUGCUGGAGUAAAAGAUCGUGGAUUGGAUGCCACAAUCAAGUUGUCAUAAAGCUUAUCCAAUAUUGUAUACCUUUCUUUAUUUGAUGAUCAGAUGCGUGAAACUGUGUAAUAUAUUUCAUGAUCUCAA
Messenger RNA from Elaeis guineensis (African oil palm), 984 nucleotides. RefSeq names its product universal stress protein PHOS32. NCBI's taxonomy places the organism in Eukaryota, Viridiplantae, Streptophyta, Magnoliopsida, Arecales, Arecaceae. The record is from RefSeq and is a predicted model, not a curated record.